Messenger RNA from Chanos chanos (milkfish), 1056 nucleotides. RefSeq names its product (Lyso)-N-acylphosphatidylethanolamine lipase-like. Gene Ontology annotation, cellular component: lipid droplet; mitochondrion. NCBI's taxonomy places the organism in Eukaryota, Metazoa, Chordata, Actinopteri, Gonorynchiformes, Chanidae. The coding region runs from base 1 to 1056 and encodes 351 amino acids. Gene Ontology annotation, molecular function: lysophosphatidic acid acyltransferase activity; phosphatidylcholine lysophospholipase A1 activity. The transcript is spliced from 8 exons. Gene Ontology annotation, biological process: phosphatidic acid biosynthetic process; lipid homeostasis. The record is from RefSeq and is a predicted model, not a curated record.
AUGCAGGACGAGAGUGAGAGAGAGUCUGUGUCUGGAUGGGGUUGGUGGCCCUCAUGGCGUCCCACAUCCCUUUCCUUGCUCAAGAGCUCAGAAUCAAAGAUACUGGACUGCAUUCAGAAUGAUUUGUGGGCCCGUUUUGUGUCCUUGCCAAACCAGGACCGGAUCUGGACCCUGUCAGUGACCCAUAAGAGUUUUCAUAAUGCUCUAAAACCAGCUGCCCAGACUCCCCUGGUGAUGGUACAUGGAUUCGGAGGAGGUGUGGCUCUGUGGAUUCGGAACUUGGACCCCCUCUGUCGUUCCCGCCCUGUCAUCGCCUUUGAUUUGCUUGGCUUUGGACGUAGCUCCCGUCCUCGUUUCCCAUUGGAUCCUGUCCAGGCUGAGCAGAAGUCAGUCGUUUCUAUUGAGCACUGGAGGCAGACCCUGUGUUUAGAGAAAAUGGUCUUAUUGGGACACAGUCUGGGUGGUUACUUAGCAACAUCCUAUGCCAUACAAUAUCCUGAGAGGGUGAAGCACCUCAUUCUGGUUGACCCAUGGGGUUUCCCCCCAGUCCCAGUGGACGAAGGCACAGGUGCAGCCAGGCCAGGCUGCCCUCGCUGGGUGGAGGCUAUCAUUUCUGUGGUUACCCUGUUCAACCCUCUGGCUGUAAUCCGUGCAGCUGGACCAUGGGGUCCUAAAUUAGUCCAUCGAUUCCGCCCAGACUUCAAGAGAAAGUUUGAGGAUCUAUUUGAUGAUGACACCAUGACACAGUACCUCUACCACUGCAAUGCACAAACUCCCAGUGGUGAGGUGGGAUUCUGGGCCAUGUCAGAAUCAUUUGGCUGGGCCAAGCGCCCUAUGUUGGACCGCGUUCACCUACUGCCCCCUGAACUCCCGGUGACCUUAGUGUACGGUGGCCGCUCAUGGAUGGAUAGCACCACAGGACAAAAAGUCGCCCAACUGAGACCCAACAGUUACACCCGCACUGUGGUUAUAGAGGGGGCAGCCCACCAUGUCUAUGCUGAUCAGCCAGAGGAAUUUAACAGAGUGGUGCAAAGUAUAUGUGAUAGUGUGGACUGA